Messenger RNA from Peromyscus eremicus (cactus mouse), 3534 nucleotides. It is a transcript of the gene Elavl2, whose product is annotated as ELAV like RNA binding protein 2. Gene Ontology annotation, cellular component: ribonucleoprotein complex. The transcript has 5 exons. The record is from RefSeq and is a predicted model, not a curated record. Gene Ontology annotation, molecular function: RNA binding. Lineage: Eukaryota; Metazoa; Chordata; Mammalia; Rodentia; Cricetidae. The coding region runs from base 13 to 1056 and encodes 347 amino acids.
GUAAUUGCUGCCAUGGAAACACAACUGUCUAAUGGGCCAACUUGCAAUAACACAGCCAAUGGUCCAACCACUGUAAACAACAACUGCUCCUCACCAGUCGACUCCGGAAACACAGAGGACAGCAAGACCAACCUAAUAGUCAACUAUCUUCCUCAGAACAUGACACAGGAGGAGCUGAAGAGUCUUUUUGGGAGCAUUGGUGAGAUAGAGUCCUGUAAGCUUGUAAGAGACAAAAUAACAGGGCAGAGCUUGGGUUACGGCUUUGUGAACUACAUUGACCCCAAGGAUGCAGAGAAAGCUAUCAACACUCUGAAUGGAUUGAGACUUCAAACCAAAACAAUAAAAGUUUCCUAUGCUCGCCCAAGUUCAGCUUCUAUCAGAGAUGCCAACUUAUAUGUCAGUGGGCUUCCAAAAACAAUGACCCAGAAGGAGCUGGAGCAGCUGUUUUCACAGUACGGGCGCAUCAUUACUUCUCGCAUUCUUGUCGACCAGGUCACUGGCAUAUCAAGGGGUGUAGGGUUUAUUCGAUUUGACAAGCGGAUUGAGGCAGAAGAAGCUAUCAAAGGCCUAAAUGGCCAGAAACCUCCUGGUGCCACAGAGCCAAUCACUGUAAAGUUUGCUAAUAAUCCAAGCCAAAAAACCAAUCAGGCCAUCCUUUCCCAGCUGUACCAGUCUCCAAACAGAAGGUACCCAGGACCGCUAGCUCAGCAGGCACAGCGUUUUAGUAGGUUUUCACCAAUGACGAUUGAUGGGAUGACCAGUCUGGCUGGAAUUAAUAUUCCUGGGCACCCUGGAACAGGCUGGUGCAUAUUUGUGUACAACCUGGCUCCUGAUGCAGAUGAAAGUAUCCUGUGGCAAAUGUUUGGGCCUUUUGGAGCUGUCACCAACGUGAAGGUCAUCCGUGACUUUAACACCAAUAAAUGCAAAGGUUUUGGAUUUGUGACUAUGACAAACUAUGAUGAGGCUGCCAUGGCGAUAGCUAGCCUCAAUGGAUACCGUCUAGGAGACAGAGUACUGCAGGUCUCCUUUAAGACAAACAAAACGCACAAAGCCUAAUGAGCUCUUGUCCUCAGUCCAUUUCUAUAUGAAAACUAUACAACAAAAGCAAGUUAAGAGAAACUUUAUACAUUAGUAAAUGUCUUUGUAAGUCAGUGUUGAGAUGGGGAUAAAAUGACUACUUAGCAUCCUAAGAACUAUGUGAGAUUUUUUAUUGCUAGUAUUUGAAUUAAAACUUCUUAAAUAUCUUUUAUGUUUGAAUAUGGACAAGAGGUACAGGGUUUUUACCUGUCACAUUGCAUUCUAUUGCCUUCUUUGAAGAAGGUGGACCUUUUAAAGUGUUUCAGCUAAGGGAAGACAUUGCUUUUCUUUUUACAUAACUGCCUUGAACCUGUGAGUAAAUAUUGAGGCUUUGUGUUGUAACUCUUCAGUUGGUUGUGUCUUUCCCCACCUCCUUUUCUUUUCUUACUUUUUCUUUUCUUUUUCUUUUUUUGUUUUUUUUUCUUUUUGUUCUCUAAUUAGCUUUGUGUUUGGUUUACAUUUAAAGCAUUGCCGUUAUGUCUCAGAAAAGUAUUUUGAAGUUUACAUUUUUAUUUAUGAAGUUACAAACAGUAUUUAUUUUGUAAUUCUGAUUUGGGCUGGGGCAGGGGGGGUGACAUUAUAAACGCUUAUUGUAAGAAUACUGGAGAACUUUUCGUAAAGCAGUACCUUGCCAAAGAGAUAAGAGCCUCUUUGAUGUGGGUUUAAAAAAAGCAUCUAUUUUUAUAAAAAAGAAAAUUUGGAGAAACUUUUUACUGGUCCUGGAACAAAUAUUUUGACUUGAAUACUUUGAGAAAUCUCUUCAUAUGACACCUAGUGAGCUUUUAAAAUUUACCAGGAAAUUUGCAAAGGUUGGAAAAUUUAGAAAGAUUUAUGAUGUAGAAAAAUACUUUUGAGAUCUUUGUAUGAGAGGAAUUGAGUCAGUGAGGGAACACUGCUGGUUUCAUUUUCGUAAUCACCAGUGGGGUGUCUGAUCAUCCUGGUUGCUAUGUGAUAGAUGGCUCACAUUGAUUUGUGAUUUUGAAACAAAUAAAAAAAAUUUACAAAAGAAUAUAUAAGAGCAGGCAAGAAAUUUAAAUUACCAAGAGAUGGGGGAAAAUCUGUUCUUCCUAAAGAAAUCCCUUCAGAUAGAGCUCAUGGUGUUUAGUGAUGUACUUGCAGUAUCGUUUGAAGAAUUGUUUUGUCUUAAGGAAAAUAAGAUGUUGCACAUGAUUUGUACUGCAGCAAGUCAGCAAAGGCGAUCUGAGUUGGAUAUAUUUGAAGGUAUUUUGAGAGUUACGUUUAAGGCUAACACCUGAGCUUUGUGUGAUGUAAAUAAGACCUUGUGUUUAUGAACCUUUCAGCUAAUUUUAUUUUUUUUCCCUUACAUAUCAAGUGAUGUUCAGGUUUUGAAUGUUUUGUAUCAGUUUUUUCCUUUGUAAAUGGCAUUAACAUUGUUACUUGAGGUCUUGCUUAUCCACUUCUGUUGUCCUGAGGACUUGAAUUUACAGUGCAUCAGAUUCGUUGCUAAUUCUGUCUGUAGAUAGUCUAGCUUCAGCUGUUUAUGGUGAUGCUACAUUUUCGUUUAUAAAUAUGUUUGUGGUAAAAAAAGAAAAAGAAAAAUGAGUAUAACCAUAGGUUUUGAACAAAUUUCCUUACAUUUUUCAUACAAAAAUCAUAAAUAUCUGUAUGCUAUUGAAAUUUAACUUUGUAUGAUGCUUAAACCACUAUUUGGGGAAAUAAUAAAAUAAGUCUUUACCAUGUAUGAAAGAAAUUUUAAAAAAUACAAAAUAUUUUCUGAUUAGCAUCUAGCUUAUAAUAAAUUUUCAAAAAAGCUGAAGGCAACCGUUGCCUUCAUCAGGAUGCACUGAGAACUAUAUAGUUACGUCCUGCGUUUUGUAUAAACUGAGAUGCUCAUAUGCUUCCCCUUAGAACAGGCAAUGUGCUAUGCAUAACAUAGUUGUACAUUAUCUUUGCAGUUGCUUUGAGUUUUAUUUUUUAUUAUUUAAAAUUGUAGUUAUAAAAUUUUUCAGUAUAGUACAGUACAUAUACUGUGAGGCGCGUGCUAAAGUGAGUAAGCGAGUUUUCAUGCUGACCCACUCAAUGCUAUUCAGAACUCAAUUGGCUUAGCACUUUCUCAUAUCCUUAGGUGCAUUUAGAUUGUCAGAGUUAACCUGCGUUAAAAAAAUAAAAAAAUAAAAUACAUGUAUAUACUUAAAAAAAAAAAAUAAGGUUUCCCUUGUGGGAAAACAGCAGCUACACGCUUCUUUCCUGUACUACUGUAGCAAACCAAGGCAUUGAUGAGAGGGCAUGCAAAUUGUGCUUCACUUUACAGUGUUUAUCAGAGCACUUAAUAAAAUGUAAGGCUGGUAUUUAUUUGAAGUUGUACAGUAUGACUUAAUUCACAUCUGUUGGAAUAGAAAAUAUAUUCUGUUGAGUAUUUAAGAGGCUGUACAUGUUUUCUUUUGUGUUUGAAUUCUUUGUGCUUUUUCAUGUUCGGUACAUCAAUAAACAAAGUUG